Messenger RNA from Brienomyrus brachyistius, 3317 nucleotides. RefSeq names its product phosphatidylinositol glycan anchor biosynthesis, class U (gene pigu). The record is from RefSeq and is a predicted model, not a curated record. Gene Ontology annotation, biological process: attachment of GPI anchor to protein; protein localization to cell surface. Gene Ontology annotation, cellular component: membrane; GPI-anchor transamidase complex. NCBI's taxonomy places the organism in Eukaryota, Metazoa, Chordata, Actinopteri, Osteoglossiformes, Mormyridae.
AAGAACUUCAGUUUCCAUAAUGCUUAAGAAGGCAUGGUGUGGAAGACGUCUUCCUCCCGGCGAUGAUGGCGGCUCCCUUAACUCUCGUUUUGAUUAUAGCUGUGACUAUUAGGGCUAUACUCUUUAGAUCAAGUCUAGCGGAGCUUUUAAUCGAGAGAGUGGAAGUAGUAUCUCCAUUAAAUGCAUGGAAACGAGUUGUGGAAGGCCUGGCUCUGCUCGACCUGGGAGUGUCCCCAUAUUCUGGAGACGUCUUCCAUGAAACUCCUCUUAUUAUAUACCUUUUUCAUUUUGUCAUCGAUUAUGCGGAUAUUGUGUUUAUGAUAGCAGAUGGAAUCACAGCGGUGGCGCUUUACCUGACCGUGCAGGACUAUAACAAAAAUGUGUUCAGGAAGCAGAAAUACGCUCUCGAAGCUGACCGCUAUCCCGCCGACUGCCUGGAGCUUAUUAGGACCCCGAAAGAAAUGUACUACAUCCCUCUGAAGGUGGCGCUGUUCUACCUGCUGAACCCUUUCACAAUAUUCUCAUGUGUGGCCAAGUCGACCUGUGGGCUCAACAACGCCGUCGUUGCACUCUUUAUCCUAAGCACGAUAAAAGGAAGUGCCUUGCUGAGUUCCAUUUUCCUGGCUGUGGCCACAUACCAGUCCAUCUACCCCCUGACUCUGUUUGUCCCGGCACUGCUCUACCAGCUGCAGAGGCUCUACAUCCCCGUAAACCUGUACCGGCCCAGCUUCUGGCUCUUCACCUUGCAGUAUGCUUCCAUGUACCUGGGCAGUCUGUGCGUCAUCCUCUGCCUCUCCUUCUUCCUGCUUAACACCUGGGAUUUCAUCCCCUCUGUUUACGGAUUCAUCCUCUCUGUACCAGACCUCACGCCCAACAUCGGCCUCUUCUGGUACUUCUUCGCCGAGAUGUUCGAGCACUUCCGCCUCUUCUUCAUCUGCGUCUUCCAGAUCAAUGUGUUUUUCUACACCAUACCGCUGUCCGUCAAGCUAAAGGAGCAUCCCGUCUUUCUGAUGUUCAUCCAAAUCGCCAUCAUCUCCAUAUUCAAGUCAUACCCCACCGUAGGGGACAUCAGCCUCUACAUGGCCUUCCUGCCCGUUUGGAGCCACUUGUAUCGAUUCCUAAGGAACAUCUUCCUGGUCGCCUGCGUGAUGCUCGCCUGCUCUGCUCUGUUUCCUGUCCUGUGGCACCUCUGGAUCUAUGCCGGAAGCGCCAACUCAAACUUCUACUACGCCAUCACGCUGCUCUUCAACGUAGGACAGAUCCUGCUGGUGUCGGACUACUUCUACGCCUUUCUCCGGCGGGAGCACCACCUGGCUCGUGGGCUCUACCUGAAGCGGAAGGACGGCAGCGAGGCCACCCUGGUGCUGAAGUAGGCCACAGCAACAUGGACUGUGACUGGAUCUUAGCCGGCUGGGUCCGAGUCCACCUCUGGAUGAUUUGUUUUCCCUCCCCCCCCCCCCCCCCCUCCUCUUUUUAAUUUUGAAUUUCGUGAUGCUUUAAGGACCUGCCCUCACACCAAAACUGUUCCCCCCCCCCCCCCCCAUCCUAGACGGGACUGCAGAUACAGGGAUCCCAACACCUGUAGUGUAGCUUGGUUAACAUGCUGCUAUCUGUCAGGAUGUUUUGUGAGGGCUGGUCCUCCCAGUCUAAGUCUGCAUUUUGUGUGUCGUUUGACUGUGGACUGGUUUUGUCUCCCCACUGCAAAAAAAAAGUAUUCAGUGGAAUGUUGCUGCAGUUCUGGCUUUACCCACUAGAUGGCGGCAGGCUUCUAGGGCUGCCGUUAACUAAUGCUCUGGUCGAAGGAACUAUUAUGCAAUUAUCCGUUUCCCAUCGGUUCAGCGGGACUAGCAAAGACCCGUUUAGCCUGAUUUGUGAACCUCCAUUUCUAACCUACAGGUGGUUCCAGAGAUCUUGAGAAUGAGAUCUUUGCUACCUGUGACAUCUAUCAUUUUUAAAUUUUACUAAAUCAUUGUAAACGGUUAUUAUAUGCCUUCAUAGGUUAUUGUGUGUCUUUGUAUAUAUAUAUAUAUAAAAUCCUAUUACUAAUGUGGCUGUCCCUAAUCUCCUCCAAGAAACUGUGCAUUAAGGUCCCUUUUAUAAACACUUUAAUGUAUGGUAUUAAAAGGAGGUAGUUGCUUAAGCCCUGGUCCAUGUGUAGACUUGGCACCCCUGGUUUGCCCCCCACCCCAUUUGUCCUUCCUCAGGGAUUACAACCCAGGAACUGUCUGUAGUAUUUUAUCAUGUUUAGCUGCCAAGCAAUCCAGCACCGCGAUGCAUGACACUACAGAUGACCGCUGUCUCCCGACACAUGGACGAGUUCUGAGAUUGGCAACGUUCACUUGGGUGCCUCUCAUUCAGUUUGUCUUUUUUUUUUUUGCAAUUGAUUUGUUGGUGGGACUACAUUGACUAAAAUUACUUGACUGCUGCUGAAUGGUCUGGAUUGUUCCCCUGGUCCGUUCCCGAUUACACCCCCCCCACACACACGCUGUGGGGACUGUAUAAAAGAAUGUCACUCGUGAGCCUUUGUUUCGAUGUCCUAUGAUGCAUCGCGGUUUGUCCAGCACCCCUGCCCGUCUGGCAGCCUGCUGAUUGAUCCCCUGCAGAUUUGGUGUCUCGUCCUGCUGCUCUGCACUCCACAGCAGCCCACAGCUACACAGAGAAGGCUCAGGCUGCCUGAAAUUUCAGGUAUCUGAUGUCGACUCGCGCAUAUUCGGAAAAUUUACGGAGAACAACGUAUAAAUAAAUCAUGGUUGGCAGUUUUUUAUUGCUUGCUUCAGAUCACCUACACCCAACAGUUUUUUUUUUUUUUAGAAGGAAACAUUUAUGUACCACAACAUACACUGUUCAAGUAGUAGUAUUUUUUUUUUUUUUUUUUCCAUUUAAUUUUUAAAUGCCUGGAUCAGUGUGAGCAUGUAUACAGGUGUCAUUUUAUCUUUUAAUGAAAAGCAAGUAUUGUGAGCUGCCCUUGUGUAAUAAUAUAUAUCUGACAAGAUGGUCAUAUUCUUUACCUAGUGUUGGCAGCAGUUUCCCUGGAUGUAGUCACAACAGAACAAGUUCAAAGUAUUUACCAGAGACCUCAUUCAUAGCUUUUCUGUUCUUUCUUUCCUCCCCCCAAUUUCCACUCAUUAAUGGUCCAUUGACCAAGUUUUUAUGCUCUUUAUUUUUGCAUACAUACAUACAUACAUAUACACACACACACACACACACAAAGUUUUCAAUUUAUUUUAGCCAGGAAGGCGUGGGCCAGUAAAUGGAGACGGUGGAAAAGUCCAAACACUGGGUUUUAAAGUUAUUUGUUAAUAAAAAGUAAUACAAUG